GAGGGGCUCGGAGGGCAGCAGGAGGAGGCCGGCGUUUGUGAGCAGCUACGGUCAGAGCCGCGCUGAACUGCCGGGGACUGUCGCUGUUCAGGGCCGACUAGGGACUGAAGCUUCACUGCCAAGAUGUCCGACGACGAGCAAGAGCAGACCAUAGCCGAGGAUCUGGUGGUCACCAAGUACAAGAUGGGUGGUGACAUCGCCAAUCAGGCUCUUCGUCUGGUAGUGGAAACAGCCAAGCCCGGGGUGUCUGUGCUCAGCCUCUGUGAGAAGGGGGAUGCCUACAUCAUGGCUGAGACUGGAAAGGUCUUCAAGAAGGAAAAGGAAAUGAAGAAAGGCAUUGCCUUUCCCACCAGCGUCUCAGUCAAUAACUGUGUUUGCCACUUCUCUCCCCUGAAGAGUGACCCUGACUACACACUUAAAGAUGGGGAUCUGGUCAAAAUAGAUCUAGGAGUUCAUGUUGACGGCUUCAUUGCCAAUGUUGCUCACAGCUUUGUGGUGGGAGCCAGUAAGGAGAACCCCAUCUCAGGUCGGAAAGCUGAUGUAAUCAAAGCGGCCCAUCUGUGUGCAGAGGCAGCUCUUCGCCUUGUUAAACCUGGUAACCAGAACACUCAAGUGACAGAAGCCUGGAACAAGAUCGCUCAGUCAUUUAAAUGCACACCAAUCGAGGGUAUGCUGUCUCAUCAGCUAAAGCAGCAUAUCAUAGAUGGAGAGAAGACCAUCAUUCAGAACCCGACAGACCAGCAAAGGAAGGACCAUGAGAAGGCAGAGUUUGAGGUACAUGAAGUCUAUGCUGUGGACGUCUUGAUAAGCACCGGAGAAGGGAAGGCCAGAGAUGGAGGUCUGAGGACCACCAUUUAUAAGAGGGACCCCAGUAAGCAGUACGGCUUGAAGAUGAAAACUUCCCGUACGUUCUUCAGCGAAGUGGAACGACGCUUUGAUGCCAUGCCCUUCACUCUUAGGGCGUUCGAGGAUGAGGCCAAAGCCCGUCUGGGUGUGGUGGAGUGUGCCAAACAUGAAUUGCUACAGCCCUUCAGUGUGCUACAUGAGAAAGAGGGAGAGUGUGUAGCUCAGUUUAAGUUCACAGUGCUGCUGAUGGCCAACGGGCCUCACAGAAUCACCAACGGACCCUUCGAUCCAGAGCUCUACAAGUCAGAGCAUGAAGUUCAGGAUGCAGAGCUAAAGACUUUACUACAGAGCUCUGCAAGCCGUAAAACGCAGAAGAAAAAGAAAAAGAAGGCCUCAAAGACAGCAGAAAAUGCAACUGGACAGCCGACUGAGGACACGGAAGCCGUAGAAUAAAUAAAUACUGCCUUUCCACACAUGCAAGACCCCAAAGAGAAGCAAGAGAAAACACAACAAAUUGCCCCCAACUAUCUGCCCAUUAUACACCUAAUAGUUGAUUUCAGAUUAAACUGAUGAAUUCUUAAGAACUUUGGAAUCAGCUGCAUAUUUAAAGAUCCUACAUGGAUCCUUAACCCUUUACUGCAUUAAUUGAAACGGUGUUGCUUUUUCUUCUCUAACUUGAGUAGGAAAUUAGUUUUACAUUUUUGAAAAGACUUGUUGCCAAAUGGUAAGUGUGCUACUGGUGGCUUUGUUCGUUUUUACAUCUUUUGGUCCUCUUCAUGUUUGUUAUUUGCAACUGAAAUGUUUCCUUUUUUUAAGUAAAACUGAAGCUUACAGUGGGCAUUAAUGGGAGUGGAUCAGUCUGUAGUUUUGACAUCCAACUGUGGGUGAAGGAAACUUUGAUCAUAUUCUUAGUAUUUCUUUCUCUAAGGCAUUGUGUAUCUGAGGCCACCAUGGAGUCGCCUGUUGCUUGAAUGGGAUGGUUCGACUGACUUGUCACAUGUUGUUUCCAUUUGGCAACAAAGAUAUAACAAGUUAUCUAAACUUGUUUAUAUGUAAACAAAAGGUUAUGCUAAAAAGAAAUAUCCAGAUAUUUUAUUGGAACAAGCACUUUGUUCCCUCUUACAUGUGAGAAUCGCAAGGGAUGACGAUGAUAGUCAUCUAGUACAUUAUCAAACAGCUGAGUCCUUUUUAGCAUUUAAAAACAUUUUAAUUAAAGCAAUUAUUUUCUUAACUACACCAUGCAGUAAAGGGUUAAAUGAUAAAACUUGUGUCACUCGUGAAAUGACUAGCUAAAAAAUAUAACAAGUAAAUGACAGUUAUUACAGGGAUGGUAAUAUAAAAGAUGGCGUCUGCUUCUGAGUUAAUGUAGUGGGGGUUUAUGGUUACUCUUCUAUCAUCAAGGCCCAACCACAUUUUUGGCUGAAACUACAAUGUUUUAACCACACUAGGUUUUUUUUAAAGCAAUAACCUGAGCAGAAGACUGGAAUAUUUUAAGUAUACAAGAAUAGCUGUAAUGAGCUUGAUUUUAGGGAACAAAACUGCUAUAUUUACUGCCAUUCCCCACUUGAAUUUUAUGAAAAGAUCUAUACGUUCCAAUUUUGAAAAACUUUUCUAUUAGUGAAACCUGUUACUUGCUUUACUACAUCAUUAGUCUUGUGAAGCAUGGAAACUAAAGCUGAUCAUGCUUUAAAAAACGGUUUUAUGGGUGUCUUCUGUAGAGUUGGACCACUAAGAGAUCAUUUCAGGUCUGAGUUUGAUUUCCAUGUCUGAAAAAGUGUUGGGUCAGAUUUGUCAACAGUCAAAUAUGUUGAGAAAAGUAAAGUCCUGCUUUGUAGCUCAGUUAGUGGGCAAUGGAACUUUACAUCUAAUGAAAUAAAAACAUUUUCAUACACUUGUUUGUUUCCUCUGAAGGUUUUUGUCAAAGUUCAGUAUUGGAAAUGUCUGCAAUGAAAUAUUAUGACUGACUGCUUGCCUACUUAAGUCCAAAGUGAAGGUUUUAAGUUCAGAAAUGAUGGUGUCUUUGCCAGAAAGUCUUUAUUCAGGGUGGGAAAUUAGCAUCAGCCAAAUCCUGGUAAAAAUGAAAGUGGCUGGUAGAUGUUGACAUUUUAAAAAGUUAAUUUCCCACACUAUUGCAACAUUAGAUAUUUAGAUGUUGAUUUUUGAAUCAAUGUAAUGAAGUAAUGUGGUUUUGUGGGUAUUUUCAUUUGGUGGAUUUAACAAAAACUGACAUUCCUGCCUGGUUAUUUGAUUGACUUUCCAACGAAUUUACCUCAUCACGAUCAAUAACAGUAUAAAUUACUUAUAGGCCUACCUCGAAAGAGGAUUUUAUUUAUAUCGCCCUCUCCUAAGCAUCAGGAUGGUUCUGUGCAUAAAUCAGGUUAGAGAAGUUAUUCUAUGAUCAAUUAGAAAGAAAUGUUUGAUAUUUGACAAAACAAAUCUCAUCUCAAAGUCAAUUUAGUAACUAGGCUGCUGGAGCUUUUGACCAUAUCACGCAAUCCUCAUCAGCAGAUUAAGUUUCCUUUAUUCAUUACACAAUGUUUUUAUUAGAAAUGAUCUUAUACAUACAUGUGUAGAUACGUAUACAGCAACAAACAAACAAAUGGGUGCCUUGACAACCAAAGUGCAUGCUGAGGCACAAAUGAACUAAAGUCACAAAGAACAACUUCUCAGACAUAAAGUCUUUUGUACAUACAUAAAUCCUAAGAGCAUGUUAAAAUAAAAGUCAAAAUUGAGCUUAGAAUAAUAUUUCGAGGUUUCCAUCAGGGAGUAGGUACUCAUCCCUCCUCUUCAUCAUCAUCUGAUAGAUCCAUACUUUUCACAAAAGCAGUAAAUGGUCCCCAAACCUUUUCAAACGUAUUUUGGCUCCCUUUUCGUAUAUACACCCUACGUCACUCUUUCUAAAGGAAAAGUAGUAGUAUUUGUCUAAUCCAAUGUGUAACAUUUGGUCUGUUCCAAAACAUUGCGAUCGAUCUUUUGGCAUGCAGGAGAAACAUAUUUAUCAUUAUUUGUUCACUUUUGGCAUACUUGUGGUCUUUUGGGUACAGCCCUAAAAUAAGAAACCCAGGAUCCAUUGGAAUACAUUUUAAGGUAAUCUUUUCUAUUGCUUUUUUAACCUCCUCCCCAAAAAGAUUUGAUCUUACUGCAUUGCCAGACACAAUGAAAUAGUGUUCCUUUCAUCUCCGUGCAUUUUGUCAAAUCUGAGAUUUUGCUAUUAUAUUGAUUUAAUUUAACUGGAGUGAUAUAUAUUCUCAUUAACCAUUUAUACUGUAACAAUCUUAGUCGAGCAUACUUUUAAUUUAAAGUUAAUUCAGUAGCCUAGGCCAUGGAUGUAAAGACCCACCUUUUCAAACAAAACAUCAGGUCUGUUUAUUUCCGGGAUAAUAGACUAGCUUCGUUAAAGGUCCAUAGACUGAAAUGGUAGAUAUUAGAUUAAACUGUGGUGCCAUAUCCAAAUAAAAUUAUCUUUGAGUAGACAAAUACACGCGCCUGACCACUUAGACUACAUUUCCCAACGAGCUAUAAAAAAAUAGUUGGCGCUUGAACAUGACGUCAACGCUUGUAUAAAUACCGCCCUCUUUCUUCGUCAUAUCCUCUUUCCGUUGCUCUUCUCGCUUUGAGAAACUCCACACGAUGAGAGCCAAGUGGAGGAAGAAGCGUAUGCGCAGGCUGAAGCGUAAAAGGAGAAAGAUGAGGCAGAGGUCAAAGUAAGCCCUCAUCCCUGCCAGCUGUGAUCCCGUCGGAGCCUCUCCAGAUGACUGACGCAUUUGGCUGAAGUGGAGCCUCGAUCAGUGGAACGAAGGCCUAAACCCUGACUUCAUACGACUGCGCGUCUCAUGGAGCCAGCUGUGAAUGUCUGACUGGAAGAUGGCAAAGAUGCUGGAAGGAUCUCGUCAACAUCAGAACUACAGCUGUUUUGUUCAUGGAACUUGAUACAUACGUUUACCAACAACUGUCAUGUGGUUCAUUGAACAAUAAAUGAACACUGUUAAAAACA
Messenger RNA from Siniperca chuatsi (mandarin fish), 4840 nucleotides. It is a transcript of the gene pa2g4a, whose product is annotated as proliferation-associated 2G4, a. The transcript is spliced from 16 exons. Lineage: Eukaryota; Metazoa; Chordata; Actinopteri; Centrarchiformes; Sinipercidae. The record is from RefSeq and is a predicted model, not a curated record. The coding region runs from base 124 to 1299 and encodes 391 amino acids.